Molecule: messenger RNA, 1244 nt
Organism: Osmerus eperlanus (European smelt)
Lineage: Eukaryota; Metazoa; Chordata; Actinopteri; Osmeriformes; Osmeridae
Product: cytochrome b5 domain-containing protein 1
Exons: 4
Coding region: 105-752 (215 amino acids)
Biological process (GO): cilium movement
Source: RefSeq, a predicted model, not a curated record
UAGUGUGCGCUAAUGAUGUAGCAAGUAGGCUACGUUUUCAAACUAGGUUACUUUAAUUGUCUUUUCUUUACAGUAGGUUAAAAUAUUUUUGCAUUCUGUCAAAUAUGCGAAGACCAAAAUACUUCACCCCAAAUGAGGUGUCACUUCACAACACUCCAGCCGACUUGUGGGUCUCAUACCUGGGCAAAGUGUACAAUUUGACACCGUUGCUGAAUGAGUUAAAAGGUGAUAUGCUUUUAAAGCCUAUCAUUGAGUGUGCAGGAAAGGACAUCAGCCAUUGGUUUGACCCCAAAACAAAAGAUAUCCUUACCCAUAUCGACCCACUGUCUGGCUGUGUGAGGUACUACACCCCUAGGGGGCGCUUUGUGCAUGUGCCGCCUCCAUGCCCUCGCACUGACUGGGCCAAUGACUUUGGCCGACCAUGGUGGAGGGAUACGCGCUAUGAAGUGGGACUGCUUUCUGUCAAGACCAGAUGGAUACGCAUCAUCAACACCCAGACUUCUCAAGAACAAGGACUGGAGGUGUGUUCUGAGGAAACCUUGAAUGAGAUUCUUCAGCGCUAUCUCCGCUACAACAUGCAUGCAGCCAGCUACACGUGGAAACACAACGGUGUCAAUCUGGACAUGAGCAAGACCCUGAGUGAGAACGACAUCGUCGACGAGGAUGAGGAGUUCUACAGUGGUCGCAUGGACCGUGACCACUUCUCCCAGUCGAUCUGUCUCUACUUCAACGAUGACCUCACCGAACUUUGACCAUUAAAACGGUGGGGAUAUUGCAAUGUGGUUGGGGUGUGUUCGAGCAGGGAGUGUAAUAAACGUACAUGUAGAAUAAUACCACAUAAUUAUUGUGUGGUAUAUUUGUGUUGAAACAUUAUUUCAGUAGGCUACUAGAAAGUAAAAAAAAUGGUGGCCAAACAUUUACUAUGCACUACAUUCUAUUUAGUUUCUUUUGUCCUUCAGUUUUCUACAUUAGGUCUAGAAUGAAUAAAUAAUUCAAUAAUAGUCUGCCAUAAAGCCAUUUGAAACCACACAGUUACCAUGGAGAUUACAGAAUAAAUAUGAUUAUAAGCAGCACUUCCUUUUAACAGCACCGUUGUGAGACUGUUAUGUGUCUCCUGUACAGAAUGUAAAAAACACCAAAUCGGUAGUGUGCUCAGUAACAAUAGAAGAAACUGGAGAAGCUUUAAAUGUUCACCUUUAGAUAACAUUGUUCAUCUAUUGUUCAUCUCUUUUCAAUUAUGAAUG